CUGCUGUGCAGACUGUUUACUUCCGUCAAUAUUACAGGGAAGAGAGAGAGAGAGAGAGAGAGAGAGAGAGAGAAAAAAAGAGAGACAGGAAAUUUUGUCCAAGCAAACAAAAGACUAGGAAUCAGAAGCGAUGCCAUUUUUGGGCCAAGAUUGGAGAUCUCCAGGCUGGAGUUGGAUCAAAACCGAGGAUGGAUGGAAACCCUUUGAGUUUUUGGGCACCAACAGUAAAGGAUUUCAGCUGGAAGACCUGGACAAUGAAAACAAAGAGAACAUAUAUGUAGAAAAUGUAUGCGAGGUCGCUGCAAAGAAAAGGAAAAAGGACUACGUCAACAACAACACAAAAUCGCAGUUUCUGUACAGGGAGCGGUGGAUCUACGUUCAGAAGGAAAGCACGAGAGAGAGACAUGGAUACUGUACGCUCGGGGAAGCUUUCAACAGGCUGGACUUUUCCAGCGCCAUCCAGGACGUGCGCCGCUUCAACUACGUGGUCAAACUGCUGCAUUUAAUCGCCAAGUCCCAGCUGACGUCUUUGAGCGGCGCUGCUCAGAAGAACUACUUCAACGUGCUGGAGAAGAUCGUGAGAAAGGCUCUGGAUGAUCACCAGAACCCUCGGUUGAUUAAAGCUUUACUUCAGGACCUCAGUUCAGUCCUGGGGACUCUCAUCCGUGAAGUGGGCAAGUCUGUACUUGUAGGCAACAUCAACAUCUGGCUGUGUCGCCUGGAGACCAUUCACAACUGGCAACAACAGCUCAACAGCUUACAGAUCCCUAAGCAAAUGACCAACGGCAUGACCCUGUGUGACCUCCCGCUGCACAUGCAGAACCACAUCCUGUACAAGUUCAGCGACGCCUGCGACAUCAUCAACCUGGGGCAGGCCACGCCCACGCUGCACAUGCUCAGUGAGGAUCGGCAGCUGUGGAAGAAGCUGUGCCGGUUCCACUUUGCUGAGAAACAGUUUUGCAGGCACUUGAUCACGUCAGAGAAAGGCCAUGUGGAUUGGAAGCUGAUGUUCUUCACAUUGCAGAAGUACUACCCAAAGAAGGAGCAGUACGGCGACACACUCCACUUCUGCAGACACUGUAGCAUACUUUUCUGGAAGGACCGACACGUGGCUUUGCUCUUGAAGGAUUCGGGACACCCCUGCACAGCCAACGACCCCGACAGCUGCCUCACCUCGGUCUCGCCCCAGCACUUCAUCGACCUCUUUAAGUUUUGAGGUUCACACCAUCUUGUGUAAAAUGAAGGACCGAAUCGAUAAGAAAACAUCCCUGUUCUACGAAUCUUCUUUCCUCACCCAAACUUAAAGGGCUUAUUAAUUCUAAUGAUGUCAUGGUUGUUAAUGUUUUUUUGUUCUCUUCAUUCUUUUUGUUUUUUACCCAUGUUUAAUGGGUCUGUUAGUUAGGUGGAGUUUAUAGAGAGGCUUUGCUGCAUGCUAUAGCAAGAGAUGGACAGGGAAAGAAAUGACUCCCGGGGGGGGAAAAAAAGAACAAGGCUUUUUUAAUUGUAACGAACGCAUGUUGACGGACGUAGCUGUGGCGUCGAGUUUGAUUCGUGGUAAUUGGUCGUGUCGUGCAUUUAUCAGACGUGUUUGACACUAAAGUGGACAUUUUGCACCAGUAGGUUUUUUUUUUUUUCUUUCCAUAUCAGUGACUUUUUAUAAUACACUUUUUUCCAAACAGAAAUUGAUAAUGGGGUGAGCACUGCUAUUUAUGAGCUAACGUAUUUUAUAUCCUUUCUUUUGCACUUUGAAAUAUUCCUGGAAUGUACUGUAUAUGUAACAGAUGAAGUUAGCACAUGAGAAGUGUGGCACUCCAUUGAUGGUACCGAUAAAGAUUUGGUAAAGAUAUAUUAAAGAAACUUAUCAAAUCUU
This is a messenger RNA of Silurus meridionalis, 1870 nucleotides long. RefSeq names its product F-box protein 25 (gene fbxo25). The coding region runs from base 131 to 1216 and encodes 361 amino acids. The transcript is spliced from 11 exons. The record is from RefSeq and is a predicted model, not a curated record. Gene Ontology annotation, cellular component: cytoplasm; SCF ubiquitin ligase complex; nucleus. Gene Ontology annotation, molecular function: protein binding. Gene Ontology annotation, biological process: protein ubiquitination. Lineage: Eukaryota; Metazoa; Chordata; Actinopteri; Siluriformes; Siluridae.